Messenger RNA from Pieris macdunnoughi, 1362 nucleotides. NCBI's taxonomy places the organism in Eukaryota, Metazoa, Arthropoda, Insecta, Lepidoptera, Pieridae. The record is from the annotation of a GenBank genome assembly.
AUGACGUACUCUCCGUUGGAGCCGACGAGCCGAACGGGCGCGGCCGCCUUCCUCCUCGUGUACUGCACACUGUUCUUGGACAACGUUUUACUCACCGCACUCGUGCCGAUCCUGCCGGAGUGGAGCGGGGCGACGGCGGCGCCCGCCAUGCUGCGUAACGGCUCGACGCUCUCGCUGGCCGGCGAAGUCGGCAGUGAGGCGGCGGCGGCGGGUGCCGUGUUAGGCGCACGCUCCGCCGCUCAACUGGCCUGCGCACCCUUGGCAGCCACCCUGACGACGCGCGUUGGGCCCGCCCCUACGCUGCGUCUAGCAGUGCUGCUGCUACUCGCAGCCGCGACGUGGCUGUCUUGGUGCGGCAGCAGCGUGUGCGCGGCGGGUGGAGCGGCGUGCUUGUGGUGCGGCGCCGCGGGGCGCGUGCUGCAAGGGUCGGGCGGUGCGCUCGGUGGCGUAGCCGGGAUGGCGUUGGUGUCUCGAGCGGUAUCACCGUCGCGACAACAACAAGCUCUCGGCGCGUCGCUCGGUGCCGUCGCUCUAGGUGUGCUCGUGGGAUAUCCGCUGGGCGGCGCGACGGCCGCUCUGUGGAGUUCGGCAGCGCCGUUCCACCUUGUUGCCGGCGCGCUGCUCGUGAACUUCGGAUUGCAAUACGCCUACUUGAAGAAACCCGAAUACGAUAAGCCAGCCGUCGACGAGCCUCGGAGUACGGCGUGGAGAGACUGCGCGCAAGGCGUGUGGAACGAGUGCGGAGCGGGUGCGGGUGCGGUGUUCCUGAGCACCUCCGUCAUGGCGGCUCUCGAACCCUGUUUGCCGCUGUGGCUGGAGCGUCGCUUCGGUGCCCAGCGUUGGGAGCUAGGUGUGGUUUUCCUGCCGGAUAGUGUGGCGUACCUGGCAGCGACGAGCGUCGCGGCGGCGCUGUGCGGCGGACGCGGGCUGCGGGCGCAGCGGGUUGCGCUGACGGGGCUUUGCAGCGUGGCGCUAGGCGGCGUGCUUGUGGCACGCGCGUCUUCUUUGGGGGCUCUGGCCAUAGCGCAAGCCGGCGUAGGCGCGGGCGUCGGUGCGUUAGACGCGGCCCUGGUGCCCGCGUUACUGGCACGUGCCGACAGUCUGCCGCACGCCGCCGCGCUUCUGCAGGCCGCCGCCAGCGCCGCCUACGCCGUGGGGCCCGUGGCAGCUGGAGCCGUUUGGUGGGCGGCGGGCUUCGGCGCCACUCUGCGGGCGUUGGCCGUCGCCAACCUACUGUACGCGGCGCUGCUCUACCGCCACUUCCAUGAACGUCCCCUUCCCGAUCAGCGCGGGAGCGAAGACGGGAAGGACGCAAGAGGCUCCGGGUCGGAACUGUUGCCAUUGUCGUCCCCCUCGCCCUGA